AUGGAUCCGCUCGUGUUCCGGCUGCGGCUGCUGGAGCUCGCCACGGAGUACGAGAGGCUGCACGCGGCCGGACGCGAGAGCCCGCCCGCGGUCAUCCAGGAGCCCCCCAAGACGGCCCUCCGGCAGAUCAGCUCGGGCUCGGACGUCCUUGCCAGGGCCGCGCCUGGCCGCGAGAGACCUGCGCGGGUGUUGGUGCUGGAUCCCACCUUCGCGAGCGAGGCGACCUGCGCAAGCGACGACGCCGACCAGGCCGCGCCCGGCGAGCCCCCGGAGCCCGACCGAGCGGCUGGCCGGGCAGGGCGGCGCCUCUCCCUCGAGGAGCGCCUCUCGGACGACAGCGCCCAGCAGCUCGGCAGGGCCGCGCCCCACCAGAAGCGGCGCCUCUCGCUCGAGGAGCGCCCCUCGGACGACAGCUCCCAGCCGGCCGGCAGGGCCGGGCCCCAUCAGCAGCGGCGCACGGGCUCCAUCGAGAGCGACACCUCGACCGCCAGGGCGGCGGCGAACCCCUACGGCAGCGAGAUCUCCGCGGGCUCGGCCGGGGAGGCGCUGACCAGGCGCCAGAAGAGAACCGUGACGUGGGAGAGCCUGGGAUACAAGAGCUCAGGCCGUGGCUCGGGCCGCCACUCCUCGGUGAUCGAGGGCAGCGCCGAGACGGACGCUACCCUCGCAACGAUGGCGACCGCGAGGGGGCGGGCGCAGUUCGACAUGGCCGUGAAGAAGUCGCUCAGCGACAUGGGCGUGAAGAUGUCGCUCAGCAGAGUCUCCUCGGGCGAUCUGUCUGGUGAGAACAGCCGUCAGACUGUGGAUGGGAGGCCUCUUGCAUGGUUCGUGCAAAGCUGCGGCUUCUCGGUGGCAUUCGCCAUGCUGAUCGUCAUGAGCGCGAUGUUGAUCGGUAUCGAGACCCAGCUGCUUUCCAGCCUGUCCUACCAGCGGGCCGCCUCGGAGCAGGUGUUGACUGCCCUGUCUGUGGCGAAUUACGUGCUCACCUUCCUGUUCACGCUGGAGAUGGCGGCGCGACUGUACGUGUUUCGAUCCGACUUCUUUGUCCGGGAGAGAGUUUGGAACUGUUUCGACCUAGUCAUCUUGGUCCUGGCCCUCGUCGAGGUCUCUCUGGAGCUAGGCCAUCUUGCGCCGUCCCGGAGGGGCAUCUGGGGCAGUUCUGGCCGCCCCGGCUGCCUUCAAUUGGCCGCCUCGGGGGCCUCGAUGGGGGCCAGCACCGGAGAGCUGAAGCCCCUGCGGAUGCUGGUGCACUCGAUCCUGUUCGCCGGCAGGUCCGUGUUCUGGGCACUCACGCUGCUCUUCAUGAUCAUCUUCUCCUUCGGGGUCAUCCUGACGCAGGCUGCGACGGAGCACACUGAGGGUGGCCUGCGAGUCGAUGACGAGGAUCUGGUCUCGUACUUCGGGGACCUGAAUCGAUCCAUGAUACACCUGUGGAUGGCCGUCUCCGGGGACUUGGACCUCACCAUCGACGCUCAGCUCAUGGAGAAGCAGAUGUACAUCGACCGCCUGAAGAUGCUCUUCCAGGAGAUGAGCGACGACCCCGAUGCUGCGGGCGACGAGCUGACCGCAGCUCAGCUUCAUUUCCAGCUGGCCAAGCCGAAAGAGUUCGUUGAGGGGUGCCUGCGGCUGAGGGGGUCGGCUACGCGUGUCGACGUUGCCUCGCUGAAGUGGGAGAUCCGCGGGGCGAAGAGAGGUGCCGAGAAGAGUGCGGAGUUCACUGCCAGGAAGCUCGAGGAGGUGGCAGAGGGCCUCGGGGACCUGAGGGCUUCACUCGGGCUUCCGCGAUAG
Prorocentrum cordatum is the source of this 1788-nucleotide messenger RNA. NCBI's taxonomy places the organism in Eukaryota, Dinophyceae, Prorocentrales, Prorocentraceae. The record is from the annotation of a GenBank genome assembly.